AUGAUUGAAGAAGACUCAGGUGAACCAAAAAGUCGCAGACGCUCUCUGCCGCAGGACUACGAUGGUGAUGAUGUGGGAGACGUUGGCGUGAUAAUUAAAGGCCAAGUUUAUCCUUACAUUGAGAAAAAUCCUCUUGACUCGAUUUCAUUAACAGGGUUUCUUUUGGGUGGCACUGUGGGGCUUUCAAUUGGUCUCUUGCCUCACUCGUUUUUCAAAAACUUCAAUAUCUAUCUUGUGGCGGUGUCGGUGUUCCAUUUUCUGGAAUUCUAUACUACAGCGAAGUAUAACCCAGGAAAAGUUACAUCCGAUUCGUUCCUCUUUAACAACGGCAAAGCCUAUACGUUUUCAUUCGUAUUUGCUGUCUCUGAGGCUUUGUUGGAGAGCAUUUUCUUUGAUUGGAAAACAAGAUUUUCCUCCUGGUACCAUACAACAGCCGCUAUAAUAGGGCUAAUGCUCAUGCUUUUGGGUCAAUAUAUCCGAACUAGUGCUAUGAUAACCGCGGGGAGAUCCUUUUCACACCAAGUGAAGACUUCUCAGAACCCUGAUCAUGUUUUAAUAACAACGGGUAUCUAUGCCCAACUAAGGCACCCUAGUUAUUUCGGCUACUUUUGGUGGGCAUUGGGUACUCAGCUAUGGCUCAUGAACCCUGUUUCAUUUGCAUUGUUUGCCUACGUUCUCUGGAAGUUUUUCCAUUCUCGCAUAAAUUAUGAGGAAAGGUAUCUCAACAGUUUCUUUGGCGAAGAAUACACUAAAUACACGCAAAAUGUUGGAGUAGGGAUACCUUUCAUCAGCUGA
Lachancea thermotolerans CBS 6340 is the source of this 795-nucleotide messenger RNA. It is a transcript of the gene STE14, whose product is annotated as protein-S-isoprenylcysteine carboxyl O-methyltransferase. The coding region runs from base 1 to 795 and encodes 264 amino acids. Gene Ontology annotation, biological process: C-terminal protein methylation. The record is from RefSeq and is a predicted model, not a curated record. Gene Ontology annotation, cellular component: endoplasmic reticulum; membrane. Gene Ontology annotation, molecular function: protein C-terminal S-isoprenylcysteine carboxyl O-methyltransferase activity. NCBI's taxonomy places the organism in Eukaryota, Fungi, Ascomycota, Saccharomycetes, Saccharomycetales, Saccharomycetaceae. The transcript has a single exon.